GCUGACGGCCAAUGGCUGUGAAGUGGAAAGGUUUCUGUAUUGUAGGGGAAACGGACGAGUUUUCGUCCUCUUUGAUUCUCUUUUCUCAUUGAAUUCAGCAUUAGAAGCAACGUCAUCAAAUUGUUAGGUACCACUAAUGUAAUCUAAUAUAAUCUUCAGAGAGACAAAAAAGUAAGACUUCUAAAUAUAAUUUAAGAUAAAAGAUAGUACCUGUUUUCCUUUAUAUAGCUGUAUAUUUGUUAUGUGCGGUAUUAUUAUUCCAGCACUAUCAACGUUUCACAAAAAAUUACACAGUCAAAUUCGAGUCUUUUAAAGAAACGGAUGUAAUAAACGUCUUUGUGCGCAUAUGGUAGUAAAAAGGAACAAGUGAAAUUAGCAAACAUCUUCAUAUUUUUAUAUGUGUUAUUAUUAUCAAUAAUAUCUAGCAAAGCUUGUACAAUUGUAGUACUUGACACUGCUCAAGAUUAGAUAGGAAAUAAAAUGCGUCACGACAAAAAUCCGAAAAGCUCGUCCUCUGGAUUUACCUACUUCGAGAACUCUCAGUCAUCAAGUUCGCAAGUUCGAAAUGCAUCUGGAUUUGGACAAUCUACACCUGGAUUUAAUACAAAUUACCCCCAUUUUGGAUCUUCUUCAAAUAUGUUUGGGAUAUCAGCUAGCACAAAUACAUCUGGAAUAAAGACAACACAAACGACAAUAAACACUAUUCCAAACAUAGUCACAACUAGCACAAGUUCAUUUGGAAGUGCGUUUGGAAGUCUUGGAGGAACAUCAACUAGCACAGAGACUGCAUUUCUAGCGUCAAGCACAAACCAAGUUGCAACAACCAGCAUAUUCCAAAAUACAUGUAGUACACUUCCAACUAAUACAAAUAAUACAAAUUUAUUCUCAACAAGUAGUAGUCCACUACCUGGAAAGCCACUAUAUAGCCAUCCUUUUGGAAUAAACUCAAAUGGUUUUAAAAUACCCAGCUUUAAUCCAGCUGACAUUCCAACUGGACUUACAGUUAAUGAAGCUAUAGAAAAAACUACAAAUACAGAACAAAAAUCUGUAGAAAAUAAGAUAAUACCGCUUCAAUCACACAUACCUUUGAUUAAUGUAAGUUAUUGCAAAACAUUCUUAAAGUCAGAAAAAUAUAAGUUUACAUGGAAACUUGAGCGUUUCAAGGAAAUUCAUAGACUGGAAGAUACAUUGAUUGCAGAAAAUUCAGAAGAGUCAGAAUCACAUCCAUAUACAAUACAUAUGAAAGUUUUUCGUGCAUCUGAUGAUAAUCUACAUGAUAACCACAAAAAUAACACAUCCUUAUUAAAAGAUAAAAUAGCAUUUUACAUACUUCCUGCUGUAACUUUUAAAUGUACAUUUACUGUUAACGUUAUUAAAGAUUCUAAGUUUAUACAAUGUAAAGUGGCAUCUGGGACAGGAUCUAUAUCUAAAUCUAAAGAGACGUUAUUAUAUGAAACUACAGCAGAAGAAUUAUAUAAGAUGCUUUAUAAGGAAAAUACACUUUUAAUUGAAUUCAUAUUUGAAGUCUAUCGUAAAUGUUCACUAAACACUACAUAUUCUUCAGAAUUUAAAGAAGAUUCCAACUUGAAAUCCAAAGAUUUAAACUUUGAUAAAUAUUGUAAUUCUGAUGAUAAGCAAUCGAUCAAAUUUAUAAUUAAUGAGAACGAUUAUAUUGUACCUAUAACACAGUUACUUGCUACCAACAGUAGGUAUUUUGAAGAAAUAUGUAAUAAUAAAGAAAAAGAAAAAGACAUUACGGAUGAGAUAAUAUCUGAUCGCAAACAGGAGAUUUUUAUGAUAAUGAUCUCAUUUAUCAAAACCGGUUUGAUACCAGCCAUAAUUGAAGUUAAUGACCUGAAAGAUUUGCUAAGACUAGCUUAUAAAUUCGAUGUGCAAACUCUAAAAUUGAUAUGCGAGGAAUGUUUACUAUCUUAUAUUACACUGUCUACUGCUAUAGACUUUAUGCAGCUCGCGACUUCAUGUAAUGCAAAGUGUUUGGAAAAAAAUGUUGAAAACUUUCUAAAAAUACAUAUACAGGAUAUAAUUUCAUUAAAAGAAUUUCAUCUUUUAUCACCGGAACAUUUACAAAAGAUAAUUAAGAUCAAGGAGGAAGCUGAAAAUAAUGUUUGAAGAAUGUGUGCUUUUCAAUUAGUAAUAUAAUAUGCAUUUGUUCAAUUAUUUUAAUUUUAAUUUGUUCUAUUUCUUCUAUAAAUUUCUUUUAUUUUAUAUUAUAGUAAUCUUUGAUUUUUCUUCAUUACAUAAUUCUGUAUUUGUUUUCAUUACUGAUUUCAAAUAAAUAUGGUACACGAAAGUAUGAACUUCAUAGAUUAUCUAAUGUCAAUAUUGUUAUUGAUAUAGAUUAGAGAUAUACUGUGUGCCUACACACUUAAACCAUAUUGAAAACUCGAAAUUCUAAAACUUAUUCUGAAAUUUAGUAUGGGUUGAAUUAGUAAUAGUAUAUUAUAACAAAUUAUUUUAUAGUAUUAUAACAAAUAUAACUUUUAUAUGCAAAAUAAAUUUUAU
Molecule: messenger RNA, 2523 nt
Organism: Pseudomyrmex gracilis
Lineage: Eukaryota; Metazoa; Arthropoda; Insecta; Hymenoptera; Formicidae
Exons: 2
Coding region: 481-2130 (549 amino acids)
Molecular function (GO): protein binding
Source: RefSeq, a predicted model, not a curated record